This is a messenger RNA of Eleginops maclovinus (Patagonian blennie), 2016 nucleotides long. It is a transcript of the gene cdkn1ba, whose product is annotated as cyclin dependent kinase inhibitor 1Ba. Bases 286 to 837 code for a protein of 183 amino acids. Gene Ontology annotation, molecular function: protein-folding chaperone binding; cyclin-dependent protein serine/threonine kinase inhibitor activity. The record is from RefSeq and is a predicted model, not a curated record. Lineage: Eukaryota; Metazoa; Chordata; Actinopteri; Perciformes; Eleginopidae. The transcript has 3 exons. Gene Ontology annotation, biological process: negative regulation of cell population proliferation; G1/S transition of mitotic cell cycle; negative regulation of cyclin-dependent protein serine/threonine kinase activity. Gene Ontology annotation, cellular component: nucleus; cytoplasm.
ACUUUUCUUCUUCACUCGUAGCUCCCUCUAACGCCAUGUUGGCUGUUAUGACUUGACUUGUUGUUUUCAUCAGCCUUACUACGGACUUGACAGGAGUGGCUGUCUUAAAACGCCCCUGCCCCCUUUGGAGAAGCUCGAUUCCAUUUUUUUGUUGCGCGAACUCGUUUUGGAUGAUACGCGCGGAGUAUUCACGCAGCAUCCCCGUGACUUUGCGUUUGAAAGGAAUACUACUUGGAAAUAGAAGUUUGAAAGGGUUAUUUUUUUUUACCUACCCACAUUUUCUACAUGUGCAACAAAAUGUCAGAUGUUCGCCUUUCUACCGCGAGCCCGACAUUGGAGAGGGUGGAUGCCCGUCAGCCGGAAAACGCGAGACCCUCGGUGCGCAGAAAUCUUUUUGGCACACCGGACCCAGAGGAGCUACAGAGGUAUUUUCAGUCUUAUGCACAGGAAGAAGUGCAGCGUUUUACGGAGACCUAUAAUUUCGACCCUGUCAACCAGAGACCGCUCUCUCCGCGCAAUUUCGACUGGCAGGAGGAUUGCGACGCACCGGAGUUUUACACCCGGCAGCCUCACAGCAGACCCCGGCGAGAGGAAGACCUGCCCGGAUACAACCACCAGGAGGGAGCCGAGGAGAGGUCGGCUCAACCAGACACAGUCGGUUCGAGAAAGAGGCGUUCGGGAACUUCAGGUCCCUGCUCCAGCGAGUGUCCUGGUAAAAGGUCGCAUACUGAUGAAGAGGAUGAUGAAGACCAGUCGGACCGUGCAGGAAGUCAGGCGGUAUUAGCCUCGGAGGAGAGACCCAGCAGUGCGGCGGUUAGAACGGAGGGUGAAAAGUGAAAAACAGUGCCAGAGCGGGGAGACCUGUUGCUGAUGGAACACUGUAGCCUAGUCAUCAUCUGACAGAUGAGGAUGAAAAUAAAACGCGGCCUUUUCCUAAAGAAGGGAGGAGGAGAGGCUGCACAAGCACUGAAUAUGUACACUAUCAAGUUUUGGCACACAUUUCAAUUUAAAUUGCCUCAGAAGCAGCAGACAAUGUAGCAGUGUGCAAAUGGAUUUUUGCUCAUCUUUUUUAAAAUCUACUACCUAUGUUUCAGAUGUAGCACAUAAAGAAAGCAUACUAUGCUUUCCAUACCUUUUUGUUAAAUGUAUUUGUGUGAAUUUGACUCAGGAAGUUGCAGUGCAAUUUCCAACAGAGAAAUAUUAUUAUUUUGUUAAGUUGGUCAUAUUUUAUUAUUAUUAUUCAGGUAAUUGAUGUAAGUUAAAAAAUGCAGAUUUGAAAAGAAGUCAGGGUUGUGUGUAAACAAAAUGUCUUCACUCUUCUGUGGCUUUAUUUGUCCCAGUGUUGUAUAUCUUUUUCCUUUUUUUUUUUGUGAAGGCCCAGAUGGCUUCACUGUAAGUUGAGGGUCCAUCUAAACUGGGAACAGCCAUGACAUAACGUUUACAUGCAAAUAUGGUGUCCUUAUUUCCCCCAUUUUUAUUUCCAAAGUUUGUGCCUUUUAUUCUGGGGGUAAGGGGGGGUUAACUGCUGAGCAAUAUCUAACCAAAUUUGAACAGUAUUUGCUAAUAAUCCUAAGAAUUUAAAUUUCUUUUUUUUAAAUUAGGUGAGUUCAUAUUUUAGUGGCUUUUAGGUCACGUAAUCCGCCCCUUAUAAUAAGUGGUGUAGUCCAGGUUAACAUAGAUACAAUAUGUUAAAAACACUGGGCUACUUAUUAUGCAAAUAUGUGAAUCAAAGAUUUGUUAUUUGUGGUGUGAAAUUCAUGUGGAACAUGUAAUUGCACUAUUUUUAAUUUCUUUUUUAAAGGCAGAAAAACAACUGCCAUAUUUGGAGUAAAACUUUGAAGUGUACUUGUGUGCUUUUUUUCUUCUUUUUUUUCAAAACACUGAAAAAAUCCUACUAACUUAUUUAUGAUGAGCUUUUUAUUGUGGGUGCACAUGUGUAGCUUCCUGAAAAUACAUUUUUUGUAAAUAUAUAUUUUCAUUAUUGUUUGUAAGAUAAAUAAAUUGUUGCAAAACUGA